UUCAACAAGAUCGAAAAAUUAGAACCCGGGGUAUUUAGCGAUCUGAGAAGUCUCGAGCGACUGUUCCUGCACAACAACAGGAUACAGAAGAUACCAGCUGGCGCAUUCAAGAACUUGGGAGCACUGAAACGACUGCGGCUGGACAGCAACGCGCUGGUUUGCGACUGCAGCCUGCUAUGGCUCGCCCAGAUGCUGCGAGGUCUGCUGAACAGCACCCAUGCCGCAGCCACCUGCCAGUUCCCCACCAGGAUGCAGGGGCGGCAGCUCGCCGACAUGUCCAUGUCGGAUCUACACUGCCAGAAGCCGCGCAUCACGGAAGACCCACACGACGUGGAAGUGUCGUUCGGAGGGACAGUGUUUUUCACCUGCAAAGCAGAGGGCGACCCGCAGCCGGAAAUCGUCUGGAUGAAGGACAGCAACGAGGUGAACCUGGACGAGCCGCGCUACUCGAAGCUGUCGGACGGCACGCUGAUGAUCGAGAACGCCGGCCACAGCGACAUGGGCGUCUACGAGUGCAUGGCCAAGAGCCCGGCGGGCGAGGCGCGCUCGAGGGCGGCGCGCAUGCUGCACGACCCUGCCAACGCGAAGCCGUACUUCCGGCGCACGCCGCUGGACCAGACGACGCAGGUGGGAGGCACGGUCACCCUGUACUGUGCGGCUGCCGGGCACCCCGCCCCGGAGGUCACGUGGACCAGGGACGACAUCGCCAUCACGCCCUCUGACAGGUUCCAGUUGGAGAGUGACGGGACCCUGACGGUGACCAAUAUCCAGCGGGAAGAUGGCGGCAGCUACAGGUGUACCGCCUCCAACUACAUCGGUCGCGUCAGCACCGUCGCUGAGAUCAAAGUAAACGUUGCGCCGUCGUUCACCACGCGGCCGGACAACCUGACCAUCAAGAGCGGCGCGCACGCAGAGUUCCGCUGCGUGGCCGACGGGUCGCCCGUCUACACGUGGUACCGCGACGGCCGCGGCAUCAGCCCAGCCAACAGGAUCUCCAUCUUUAGCGGAGGUCAGGUGCUGCGCGUGGAGCACGCCAAGGAGAGCGACUCCGGCGUGUACGUGUGCCGCGCACAGAACGAGGCGGGCAGCUCGGAGUCGGCUGCGCGGCUCACGGUGACGCCCUACACCUACCUGUCGGCACCGGCGCCCACGACGCCCCCGCAGCUGGCGGGCCCCACAACCGCUUCCGGCUCCGGCGAGGCGCCGCGGCUGCUGGUGGCGCCUUACGACAUGGAGGCGGCCACGGGCGGAACCCUGGAGCUGCCCUGCCGCGCGCAGGGCCGGCCGCGGCCCGUCAUCAGCUGGACGCGCGACGGGCGGCCCAUCCCGCAACUGCCAAAGUACAGGGUGUCACCGUUCGGCAGCCUGUACGUCCACAACCUGUCCCAGAGCGACGCGGGGGUCUACCAGUGCAGGGCCGACAACCUUCACGGCCACAUCGAGGCGCACGGCCGACUCAGCAUCAAGGGCUCGAUCGGCCCCGGCGACCGCUUCGUGCGCGUGGCGUUCCGGGAGGCGUCGGCGGCGGUGGACCGCGCCGUCAACGACACGCUGACUCGCCUGCUGACGCCGACGCCGGGCAAGUCGGCGCCGCCGCACGAGCUGUUCCGCCUGCUGCGCUUCCCGGACGCCGCGGCGCGCAGCGUCGCCCGCGCCGCCGAGGUCUACGAGACGACGCUUGUCAACAUCCGCAAGCACGUCGAGGCCGGCAUGAAGAUCAACCUCACCACCGACUUCUCGUACAAGGAGCUGCUGUCCCCCGGGCAGCUGGAACUGAUCGCCAACCUGUCUGGCUGCAUGGCGCACCGGCCCGUCGUCAACUGCUCGGACAUGUGCUUCCACAGCAAGUACCGCUCCAUAGACGGCACGUGCAACAACCUGGAGCACCCCAUGUGGGGGGCCUCCCUCACCGCCUUCCGCCGCCUGCAGCACCCCAUCUACGAGAACGGCUUCAGUACUCCUGUCGGUUGGAAGAAAACGACGCUGUACAACGGCUUCCCGAAGCCUAGCGCGCGCCUCGUCUCCACGAAACUGAUCAGCACGGACACCAUCACUCCUGACGAGCGCCUCACCCACAUGCUGAUGCAGUGGGGGCAGUUCCUCGACCACGAUCUCGACCACGCAAUUCCAGCGGUGAGCAGCGAGAGCUGGGACGGCAUCGACUGUAAGAGGUCCUGCGACUUCGCGCCGCCCUGUUUCCCCAUGGAGGUGCCGCCGGACGACCCUCGCAUCCGCAACCGGCGCUGCAUCGACUUCGUCCGCAGCAGCGCCAUCUGCGGCUCCGGGCAGACGUCCGUCUUCUUCGACUCAGUCAUGCCCAGGGAGCAGAUCAACCAGCUCACCUCCUACAUCGACGCCUCGCAGGUGUACGGCUUCUCGGAGGCGGUGGCGCGCGACCUACGCGACUUCCUGCGCGGCAACUUCGGCAUGCUGCGGGAGGGAGUGAAGCUGCCCAACCGCAAGCCGCUGCUGCCGCUGGCCGACCGACAGCCCAACGACUGCCGGCGCGACCUGUCCGAGAGCGACAUCGGCUGCUUCAUCGCCGGCGACAUCCGAUCCAACGAGCAGCUCGGCCUGCUGGCCAUGCACACCAUCUGGUUCCGCGAGCACAACCGCAUCGCCACCAGGCUGCGACAGCUCAACCCGCACUGGGACGGUGACACCGUCUACCACGAGGCGCGCAAGAUCGUGGGUGGCGAGGUGCAGCACAUCACGUACAAGCACUGGCUGCCGCAUAUCCUGGGGCCGCAGGGCAUGGCCAUGCUGGGCGAGUACCGCGGCUACGACCCAAACCUCGAGGCCACCAUCAGCAACGUGUUCGCCACCGCCGCGCUGCGCUUCGGACACUCGCUCAUCAACCCGGUGCUCUACCGCCUCAACGCCACCUUCCAGCCCAUCCCCGAAGGGCACGUGCCGCUGUCGAAGGCGUUCUUCGCGCCGUGGCGGCUGGUGGAAGAGGGCGGCGUGGACCCGCUGAUGCGCGGCCUCUUCUACGUGCCGGCCAAGCUGAAGGUGCCCGGCCAGACGCUCAACACGGAGCUCACCGAGCACCUGUUCGAGGUGGCGCACGCCGUCGCGCUCGACCUGGCCGCUAUGAACGUGCAGCGCUCGCGCGACCACGGCAUCCCGCACUACAACAGCUGGCGCCGCUUCUGCAACCUCUCCGAGGCGCACACCUUCGACGACCUGCGGCACGAGAUCAGCAACCAGCAAGUUCGCGACCAGCUGCAGCGCAUCUACGGUCAUCCAGGUAACAUCGACGUGUGGGUGGGUGGCAUCCUGGAGGACCUGUCUGAGGGCGCCAAGGUGGGCCCCACGUUCCGCUGCCUGCUUGUCGAACAGUUCCGGCGCCUUCGUGACGGCGAUAGAUUCUUCUACGAGAACCCGGGCGUCUUCAAGCCGGAGCAGCUGACGCAGAUCCGGCAGGCGUCACUGGCGCGGGUGCUGUGCGACAACGGGGACGCCAUCGAGGACAUCACGCGGGACGUGUUCGUGCUGCCCGACCGCCAGGGCGGCCUGCUCAAGUGCAGCGCGCUGCCCAGCGUGCAGCUGAUCGCGUGGUCCGACUGCUGCCCCGAGUGCCAGGAGCGCAGCAACACCAUCUCGCGCCGCUUCCGGCGCUCAGCAGAGCACUCCUACCCAGAGGACCGCCCCGUCGCCUCCACCACACCUCUGCCACCAUCUUCGCAGUCCGAGGCCGAUGGCGGCUGGGUCAACUCCUCCAUGGGGGCCACGUCGGCGACGCCCACCACAGCAGCCGUCACCGCCGCCACCACCGACGCCAGCUUCCGUGACAACCAGAUAGAGGUGGAUGCUGAGGAGGUGGGCGAAGAGCGCCUGGAGGGCAUCGAGAGCGCGCUGGAGGAGUUCCAGCGCACCAUCAAGCAGCUGCGGCGCAAACUGCGCAAGCUGGAGCACCACUGUCAGGCUGCGGGCGGUGGCGGAGGCGGCGGCGGGGGCGGUGGGGGCGGCAAGCGCGCCGGCACCUCCAAGUGCGUCGACAACGACGGCCGCUGGCGCAAGAACAACGAGGUCUGGAAGCGUGACGACUGCACGGACUGCGUCUGCAAGGAGCACCAGAUAACGUGCACCACUAUCAAGUGCGCCCCGACGACGUGCGCAGCCCCGGUGCACCACGAAGGCGAGUGCUGCCCGACGUGCGCAUAGCUCGCGGCGGAGGCGGCCGGCCGCGGCGGGCGUCGACGCCGGGACCGCAGAUCGGCCGACGGCGGGUCCGCCCCCGACCCAGCCGCAGCGGCGCUCAAGAAGCGGCGCCGCCCCCGCAGGACCAGGCGCGCCGGCCGCCUCUAAAGCGACGCCCGGUCCACCUGUGACGUCACGCGUCUCUCUGCAUCGAGGCGGGAACCUCUGGACUCCGCUGAGGAACGCCUCCCAUACAAAAGCCGACUGCAGCCAAGAAUGACAGCCUCACUGUGACGUCGAGGAAGUGUCGACAACGAAUUCAGCGUUGCUACUCUCAGGCAGCUAACAACCUACUAGGCACCCUGUAGACCUUUCCCUCUCAUCGUAAGUAUAGUAUUAGGGCAAAUGGAGGGUCGGCCGCUGUAACAUUUUGUGUCCUCGAAAGUAACCAAACAUUUCGCUCAAAAGUCAUCGUUCGUAUGUACAAACUACACAUACUUCUUUGAGGUUGUAAACGUUUUCCGGAGUAUCAUCAUAUCUUGAUACAAAGUUCAUUGCCGACGUACCGCUAUCAGUUUUACUUGAACUUGCGUACUGCAGAUAACAAGCUGGAUGCCCCAAGGGGUUUCUAGCAAUUUUCAUUUCGUUAGGGGAUUGGACGUUAGCUUUUUCCGUGAAACAUUAUUAUAAAUUACAUAAUUUAACAACAUUUUUCAUCACAAUAUUUCUUACAUGUACCUCUGCAACAUUUUACUGUCAGAAAACCACUAGGAUAACACUUCAGAGAUGUAUCCUAAAAAUGACUAAUUUAAAAAAAGAAAAUACCUUUCUUUGCUGAAGCAGUGGCAAACGGAACUGUUUUCUACCUAACGCAUUAAUUUCGGUUUCAAAGUCCUAUUUUUAGUAAAAAAUUAUGUAAUAAUAUUUCUUCCACAAGUUUUUAAUGUUGCUGAACAAAAUCAGUUUUGUUCUGUUAUAGUCAUUCCCUCAAUUUAUUACUCAUUAGUCUUCUGUCAGCACCGUAUGUAACUCUUUUUGCUUUCCGAAUGGUCUCACACUGGUACAGAAAACUACUGAUAAGCUCACUCAGUAUUUCUUCCACACGUCUUUGUCUUAGGUACUUCAUUACACAUAAACAUCAUUGCACCCACUGUUAAUCUACUUUCCUACAUGCCUGCUUUCACUCAAAAUUAGGCCACACCGAAGGUAGUGAAAAUUCAACGUUUCAGACUCUCUAACUCACAAGAAAUUUGUUUUUCCACAUGGUUUAUGAAUCAAAUACACCUGCCCGCGAUUAACUGAAGACGUUCGUCAUCUGCAGUAAUUGCUUCACCAUCGUUAUGUUCAUCAUCGUACUGCAUCAGAGUGGCGGUUACUAAACAGUGUGGAUGAAAAUUUUCAGCACUAGUGGACAACUGUGUCACGGUUUGUUUACCAAAUACACUUUAGAUUAAUUUCUAUAUCUAAAUCACAGUGUUACUCCAAGCGGUCCUCUGAAUGCAAAUGGUAAAGUCGGCUGCGAUUCAAACAGACUAUGUACUGUACAAUUUCAUGUACGUUUACAGCUCUUGCAACCGAUACUGUAUUAUGGAUCACCGUUGUUGUCGGCAGGGAUGGCGUCGCCUUUUUGUAUCCAGUGUGCGGCUCCUGUUGUCUGCUAGAAUGAAGUAAAUAGUGGCGUUCACAAAUAAUUGUACCCAGGGUCUCACAUAUGGGCCGAAGGCAGGUUAUUCUCUGGGAUCUGCCAAUACACUAAACAGAAAUAGCACAAAACAGAACUGUGAGCGCUCGUCGCCCAGUAUACUUUUUAUUGAUUCUGAGUGUUUUUUGAAACUAAUUGUUCUCUUUAAAUGUUGUCUUUUAAGAAGAAAGUCUCUAUCACACUAGGAAGAUAUAUAUAUAUAUAUAUAUAUAUAUAUAUAUAUAUAUAUAAAACAUGAGAUAUAUGCAUGGUUUUUUCUUUUUAAUCUACGGUAGCUUUUUUGUGUGUGCCAAAACUACUCGCUGCUUUCGAACGGUAGAGGGCGUGCCUAGUUUGUAUUGGAGCCUGACACAGCCCUGUGGGGCUCGGCGUGGGCUCUCAAAUGCUCUGGACACGCCAUUUCUUGCGUCGGGUGGCCGCCCACAGUCGCAUGUGGAGAGGAACCCCGAUCGCUUUUUCUGAAGAAAGUAAUUUAGUUGUACAUGUACUUAGUUGACACUGAGAUACUCUAAGAGUAGCGUUCACUCACAAUUUUCAAUUUUUUCUGCCCUAAUUGGUAGGCUACAUACGGUUAAUCCACUUGAUGUUACUGUGUCCUGUUUUAAUAUUGUUCUCAGUAUUUAUUUUUAGCGCUUCUCCCCGUCGCGAUUUUCCAUGUAAUUUUUUCUAUGUGAAAUAUUUUAUAUUCUUAUGGUUAGUAUUGUAUUUACUGUUAUUACGAUAAUUAUUAUUAUUUGCGAAUGUUGUUGAGUCUGCGAAGGUCUGUAUCAGACCCCCUCAACAGAAUCCACUGCCAUGACCACGGAUCAAAGUAGAGAAUUGUUUUAAAAUCUUUUACUUCGCCCUUUCCUUUCAUUAAUACUUCCACUCACACAUUGUCCCACUUACUACUGUACUAUGUGCAUGUAUCAUUAAGUGGUUAGCAGUAACCACAAUGUAAAUUAUGCUUACUGUUUGUGAAACAAUAGUGAUACGUGCAGAAUGAUGUAAUUGAUGUAUAUUUUAUCUAGAUGUAAUACACAAUUUGUUGGUUAAGCUAGUGAUUAAUGAAUAAAGAUAUUUGAAAUUGUUA
Molecule: messenger RNA, 6917 nt
Organism: Schistocerca piceifrons (Central American locust)
Lineage: Eukaryota; Metazoa; Arthropoda; Insecta; Orthoptera; Acrididae
Product: peroxidasin
Exons: 22
Coding region: 190-4167 (1325 amino acids)
Biological process (GO): response to oxidative stress
Molecular function (GO): protein binding; peroxidase activity; heme binding
Source: RefSeq, a predicted model, not a curated record